Molecule: messenger RNA, 2805 nt
Organism: Lycium barbarum (goji berry)
Lineage: Eukaryota; Viridiplantae; Streptophyta; Magnoliopsida; Solanales; Solanaceae
Exons: 5
Coding region: 1-2805 (934 amino acids)
Source: RefSeq, a predicted model, not a curated record
AUGGAAUCUCGUAAUUGGAUGUAUAAUAGGACAAACGAAAACCGAGGGGGGAUGAGGCAAGAAUUUGUAGACGGUGUCGAUGCUUUUGUUGGCUAUGCAAUGACACUUGAAAUUUUUCUAAGUCAUGGCUUGGUUAGGUGCCCUUGCGUGAAAUGUCAAUGUAGGAAUUACGAGAAUCCAGAGAUUGUUAGGCUUCAUCUCUAUAAAGACGACUUUAAAAAAGAUUAUACAGUGUGGACUAGUCAUGGAGAAAUGAAUAGUAGUUUUGGUAGAUUUCAAGACUUUGUUGUUGGUGAAAGUAGUAGGGCGGUGGAACCUAAUGUCCAAAAUUCUAGAAUGCACGACAUGGUUCAAGAUGCUUAUGGGAUGCAUUCUGAUUUUGAAUCCGGUAACCAUGGUGAAGAAGCUCCAAAUGAAGAAGCUAGUCAUUUUUUUGAACAGUUGAAAAAGGCUAGUCAGCCUUUAUAUGACGGGAGUCCCCACUCUCAAUUGUCUAUUGUUGUUAGAUUAUUAAGCAUCAAAGCAGAUUGGAAUGUUCCUCAAGGUGCAAUGGAUGCUGUGAUUGGCCUUAUACAUGAAUUAGUUGACUCGAAUUUAGAGAUACCUGAAAAUUACUAUAAGGCAAAGAGACUAGUGUCUAAGUUAGGACUCUCGUCGAUGAGAAUUGAUUGUUGUGAAAAUGGAUGCAUGUUAUACUAUAAGGAUGACGAAGGUCUAGAAUUUUGUAAGUUUUGUGGAAGAGCUCGUUUUAAGCGGACUCGUAGCGGGAAGAGGGUUGCCGUUAAGGCGAUGCAUUACUUAACUCUUACACCAAGGUUACAGAGGUUGUACGCAUCAAAUAGCUCCGCUCCUCAUAUAAGAUGGCACAGUGAAAAUAGAAGGCCGCCAGGUGUUAUGUGUCAUCCAUCAGACGGAGAGGCUUGGAAACAUUUUGACACAACAUAUCCAGACUUUGCGGCUGAACCACGAAACAUUAGGUUGGGUUUAUGUUCUGAUGGAUUCACUCCACAUUCUGUUUCUGCUGCACCAUAUUCUUGCUGGCCUGUUUUUUUAACACCAUAUAAUCUUCCGCCUGAGUUGUGGGUUGAGACGUUUGACGUUUCUCUUAAGCAGAAUUUUAAUUUGCGGGCCACUUUAAUGUGGACUAUUAAUGAUUUUCCUGCCUACGGGAUGUUGUCUGGGUGGAUGACUGCUGGAAAGAGAGGAAAUUUGGGAGAGGAAAUUUGGGAGAUGGUUGAGAACUUUCCAAAAGUUACUGAAGAACCACCGUACAAGUUCGAUGGGUAUGGGCUUGCACAUAAUUGGACCAAACAGAGCAUAUUUUGGGAGUUACCAUAUUGGAAGGAUAAUCUUCUCCGGCAUAAUCUUGAUCUUAUGCACAUUGAAAAAAAUUACUUUGAUAAUUUAUUCAAUACAGUAAUGGAUGUCAAGGGCAAGACAAAGGAUAAUCCAAAGACAAGAUUGGACUUACAGGAAUAUUGUAUGCGUAAAGAGUUAUGGUUGCAGGACAAAGGGAACGGGGUCUUCAAGCCUAAGGCUAGUUAUUCAUUCACAAUGGAUCAUAAGCGAAAGAUUUGUGAAUGGGUUAAGAAAUUGAAGAUGCCUGAUGGGUAUGCAUCAAAUUUGGAAAAACAUGUUGAUAUGGCGCAAGGGAAGUUACAUGGGAUGAAAAGCCAUGAUUGUCAUGUUUUCAUGGAAACUUUACUCCCCAUUGCAUUUAGUAGCUUGCCUGCCCGAAUCUGGAAGCCUAUGACAGAAAUUAGUUUGUUCUUCAAAGACUUGUGUUCUAGUACGUUGAGGGUAGACAACCUGGAUCGGAUGCAUCAUAAUAUUCCUGUAAUAACAAGUAAGUUGGAGAAAAUUCUUCCACCGGGGUUCUUCGAUGUGAUGGAACAUCUUCCAAUUCACCUUGCGGAGGAAGCUCAACUCGGAGGCCCAGUUCAUUAUAGUUGGAUGUAUCCCUUCGAGAGAAACAUAGAGUUGAAUGAUCAAUUUGCGAAGCCUACCUUACUAAGGAAACAACUCAUUUCUGUUCUUACUACUUUGGGAAUGAUGUGCCAUGUUUGCGAAACAGACCCAAUCGACAUUAUGAAGGAGGUUUACAGUACAGAGUAUGGUUACCAUGACCAACUUUUAAAGGACAUAUCUUGGGGACCCGGUAUGGUCUAUUCUAUGGACAAAUAUGUGGUAAAUGGUUUUAAAUUUACUAUCGAAGAACGAUCUAAGCAUACAAAAACUAACAACAGUGGGGUUUGGGUUAAAGGUGGCGAUGGAAACCAAGCCGGGGUCGAUUAUUAUGGUGUAAUUAAGGAGAUCCUAGAACUGGAAUAUUCUGGUGGUGGGAAAAAAAGAAUUGUACUUUUUCGGUGCAAGUGGUUUGAUCCAACCCCAAAUAGAGGUACAAGGGUACUCAAGCAGUAUAACAUCAUAGAAGUAAAUCACACGAGGGAGUAUGCGGCUUAUGAUCCUUUCAUUAUUGCACAAAAUGUUAGACAAGUGUACUAUGCUCCUUAUCCCUUGCGUCCAGAUAAGUCUGCUUGGUGGGUGGUAAUUAAAGUCAAGCCUGUGGGUCGAGUGGAAGUGGAGAAUGUGUUGCCUGUUGCGUUCCAGGAUGACGACAUAUCAGUUGUUCACCAAAUAGUUGACAAUGAGUUAGAAGAUGAUUUAGAGCAUGCAGAACACAUAUUGGAAGAAAUAAAUGCAGAAGAUAUUAACGCAGAGGUGAACGAAUGUAAUAAUGGAAAUGAAACAACUGAUGAGGAAGAAUGGUCAGAAGAGAGGGAUGGGGAUGGGGAUGAGGAUUAA